AGUUCAGACCCCAAUUAAUUCUCGGAAUCGUUCAGCUCAUGUCAUGCCGUUGAUCUAGUCUUCUCUUUUGCUCCGUCCUCAUCAGUCAGUCAUAAGCAACCUUAUCGUCUCACCCCCGGAUCUCCCAUCUCUGCAACCAUGGACAGAGAACAGGAAGAGAUGCAAUUUCUGAGCCUCUUCAGCGUGUUCACAGAAUCCUUCAAGAUCGUAUCAUCAUGGCGAAAGAUCUUCACCCAGAUCACCCUUACUCUCAUCCUCCCUCUCUCCUUCAUCUACCUCCUCCACAUAGAAGUCACCAACCUACUUUUACACAAAAUCUUCUACAACGCCCAGGAAAUGAGCAACACUCCCCUGGGCUCGCCCCGCUAUGAGAAGCUCUCCGAUCUCCUCUCCUCUGAAUGGGCCACUUUCUGGCUCUUCAAGAUCUUCUACUUCACUCUCCUCCUUAUAUUCUCCCUCCUCUCCACCUCUGCCGUCGUGUACACCGUCGCCUCCAUCUACACCGCCAGAGACUUUACUUUCCAUAAAGUCAUGAGCGUCGUUCCGAAGGUCUGGAAACGCCUCAUGGUCACUUUCCUGUGCGUCUUCGCUGCCUUUUUUGCUUAUCACAUCGUGGCAUUCUUGGUUGUAUUCAUAUGGGCAGUUACCAUCGGAAUCCAAAGUGGAGGGAUUGCCAUCCUUGUGAUCAUAGCCAUAUUGUUUUUCGCUGGGUUUGUGUAUUUGACUCUGAUUUGGCAAUUAGCUAGCGUUGUGUCGGUGUUGGAGGAGUCGUAUGGGGUACAGGCCAUGCUGAAGAGCAGGGAAUUGAUAAAGGGGAAGAUGGGGCUUGCUAUAGUGAUAUUCUUGCUGCUCAACGUUGCGUUUAUUCUAAUUCAGGUUUUGUUCAAGGUGGUGGUGGUGCACGGAUGGAGGCUGGGUUCCGUCGACAGAACAGCUUAUGCGAUACUGUGUUUCUUCUUGUUGUCUGUGUUUUUCCUGUUUGGGCUGGUGAUCCAAACGGUGCUCUAUUUUGUCUGCAAGUCCUAUCACCAUGAGAAUAUCGACAAGUCCGCUUUAUCGGAUCACCUGGAAGCCUAUCUAGGAGAGUAUGUGCCCUUGAAGGCCAGAGAUGUUCAGCUGGAGCAAUACCAUGUUUGACCCAGGGAUAUUAUGUAUAUAUCAUAGACACCAUACACGCAUGUAUCUGUCACCAGGUGCUUGUAGCUUAUCAGCUUUUGCACUUAAAAUUUUAUCAGCCAUGUGUCUGUCCAGAUCCAAUUUCAAUGCUGAUCAUAAGUACUGAAAGUUCAUUUCUUCUAAA
Messenger RNA from Prosopis cineraria, 1300 nucleotides. RefSeq lists its product as uncharacterized. The record is from RefSeq and is a predicted model, not a curated record. The transcript has a single exon. NCBI's taxonomy places the organism in Eukaryota, Viridiplantae, Streptophyta, Magnoliopsida, Fabales, Fabaceae. Bases 139 to 1137 code for a protein of 332 amino acids.